Xiphophorus hellerii (green swordtail) is the source of this 3469-nucleotide messenger RNA. RefSeq names its product protein argonaute-3-like. Gene Ontology annotation, molecular function: RNA binding; protein binding. The coding region runs from base 426 to 3020 and encodes 864 amino acids. The transcript is spliced from 20 exons. The record is from RefSeq and is a predicted model, not a curated record. NCBI's taxonomy places the organism in Eukaryota, Metazoa, Chordata, Actinopteri, Cyprinodontiformes, Poeciliidae.
CUGAUUAGACCGGUUUUUACGGAGGAGGACACCGGGUUCCCGAACUCCUACCAGCCGUCUGAAAGAGAGGAACGCCGGCUUGUCAGGUUCACUCAGCGGAACACCGAGUUCAUCCUAGAAGAAGGUGAACAUUUCUGCCGUUUUUCAGCUGUUAGCUGUCAGUGUUUGAAGCUAAAAACGCUUUUAGCCGACAUACGAUCUGAAGUUGGAGUCUGAAUGAUACCUUCCUGCUAAAGGCUGUGUCACAGUUUUUAAGGAGAGUUUUCUACAUUUAAUCAGCUGCGGUUAAAAAUCUCAGGUGGAGGCGCAUUAUAGAACCGGGCCAGGACCGUGUAGUACCGCUGGAAGCAGGGGAGGGAGGGGGAGCCAGCCCGGAUCCACACCGAGUUACAGCGAGCCGGGUCAUCCGGACCGAGACCUCAUGAAUGGAAAUCGGAACAACAGGAGCCCACGCCUUGUUUACGUUGCCACGGCGACCCGGAUAUGGCUCCAUCGGAAAGCCCAUCAAGCUCCUGGCCAACUGCUUCCAGGUGGAAAUCCCUAAGAUCGACGUCUACCUGUACGAGGUCGACGUCAAGCCAGAGAAAUGCCCCCGGCGGGUCAACAGGGAGGUGGUGGACUCCAUGGUGCAGCACUUCAAGGUGACGAUCUUCGGCGACCGGCUGCCGGUUUACGAUGGGAAGAGGAGUCUCUACACGGCGAGUCCACUUCCUGUCGCCACAAGCGGGGUGGACCUGGACGUCACGCUGCCGGGCGAAGGCGGGAAGGAUCGCCCGUUUAAGGUCGGCAUCCGGUUCGUGUCGCUGGUCAGCUGGCACCUGCUGCACGAAGUCCUGACCGGACGCAGCGUCCCUGAGCCGCUGGACCUGGACAAGCCGCUCAGCACCAACCCUGUUCACGCCGUGGACGUCGUCCUGCGACACCUGCCCUCCAUGAAGUACACCCCGGUGGGUCGGUCCUUCUUCUCCUCCCCUGAGGGCUACGACCACCCGCUGGGCGGAGGCCGGGAGGUUUGGUUCGGCUUCCACCAGUCGGUGCGGCCCGCCAUGUGGAAGAUGAUGCUGAACAUCGAUGUUUCAGCCACGGCCUUCUACAAAGCGCAGCCGGUCAUCCAGUUCAUGUGUGAGGUGCUGGACAUCCACAACAUGGACGAGCAGCCGCGCUCGCUCCCGGAUUCACAUCGAGUCAAAUUCACCAAAGAGAUCAAAGGUCUUAAAGUGGAAGUAACCCACUGUGGAAGCAUGCGGAGGAAGUACAGGGUGUGCAACGUGACGCGGCGGCCUGCCAGCCUGCAGACGUUCCCUCUGCAACUGGAGAACGGCCAGACGGUGGAGCGCACCGUGGCGCAGUACUUCAGGGAGAAGUACAGCCUGCAGCUGAAGUACCCCCACCUGCCCUGCCUGCAGGUGGGCCAGGAGCAGAAACACACCUACCUGCCGCUGGAGGUGUGUAACAUCGUUCCCGGUCAGCGCUGCAUUAAGAAGCUGACUGACAACCAGACGUCCACCAUGAUCAAAGCCACGGCCCGCUCGGCUCCGGACAGGCAGGAGGAGAUCAGCCGUCUGGUCAGGAGCGCCAACUACGAGUCCGACCCGUUCGUCCAGGAGUUCCAGUUCCGGGUGCGCGAUGAGAUGGCUCAGGUGACGGGGCGCGUCCUGCCGGCCCCCAUGCUGCAGUAUGGCGGCAGGGUGAGCUCUGAACCCCUUAUGAACCGCACGGUGGCCACGCCCAGCCACGGCGUGUGGGACAUGAGGGGGAAGCAGUUCCACACCGGAGUGGAGAUCAAGAUGUGGGCCAUCGCCUGCUUCGCCACCCAGCGGCAGUGCAGAGAGGAAAUCCUCAAGAGCUUCACGGAGCAGCUGAGGAAGAUCUCCAAGGACGCCGGGAUGCCGAUCCAGGGCCAGCCGUGUUUCUGUAAAUACGCCCAGGGCGCCGACAGCGUGGAGCCCAUGUUCAGGCACCUGAAGAACACCUACGCCGGCCUGCAGCUCAUCAUCGUCAUCCUGCCCGGAAAAACGCCCGUCUACGCGGAGGUGAAGCGGGUGGGAGACACGCUGCUGGGCAUGGCCACGCAGUGCGUCCAGGUGAAGAACGUGGUGAAGACGUCGCCCCAGACGCUCUCCAACCUCUGCCUGAAGAUCAACGUCAAGCUGGGAGGCAUCAACAACAUCCUGCUUCCAAACCAGCGGCCGUCGGUGUUCCAGCAGCCAAUCAUCUUCCUGGGAGCGGACGUCACUCAUCCUCCAGCCGGCGACGGGAAGAAGCCGUCGAUCGCUGCGGUGGUCGGCAGCAUGGACGCUCACCCCAGCCGGUACUGCGCCACGGUCCGGGUCCAGAGGCCUAGGCAGGAAGUGAUCCAGGACCUGUCCUCCAUGGUGCGGGAGCUGCUGAUCCAGUUCUACAAGUCGACCCGCUACAAGCCGACCCGGAUCAUCUUCUACAGAGACGGCGUGUCGGAGGGCCAGUUCAGACAGGUGUUGCACUACGAGCUGCUGGCCAUCAGGGAGGCGUGCAUCAGCCUGGAGAAGGAGUACCAGCCAGGAAUCACCUUCAUCGUGGUUCAGAAGCGUCAUCACACGCGGCUCUUCUGCGCAGAUCGCAACGAGCGAGUCGGCCGAAGCGGGAACAUCCCAGCCGGAACCACCGUGGACACGGACAUCACGCACCCCUACGAGUUUGACUUCUACCUGUGCAGCCACGCCGGCAUCCAGGGAACCAGCCGCCCAUCCCACUACCACAUCCUGUGGGACGACAACUGCUUCACAGCGGAUGAGUUCCAGCUGCUCACCUACCAGCUGUGCCACACCUACGUCCGCUGCACGCGCUCCGUCUCCAUCCCCGCGCCCGCCUACUACGCCCACCUGGUGGCGUUUCGCGCUCGCUACCACUUGGUGGACAAAGAGCACGACAGCGCCGAGGGAAGCCACAUCUCGGGGCAGAGCAACGGCAGAGACCCGCAGGCGCUGGCCAAGGCCGUGCAGAUCCACCACGACACCCUGAGGACCAUGUACUUCGCCUGAGGGGGCGGUUCUGAUCCGACCGCUGAGCUGCUGAAACCUGAUCAGAACCGGAUUGCCGUCGCCUCACUGUGAGCGACCGCUAGAUCUAGCGUUUCAGAAGUUUUGUGUUUUUCUGCGACAGAAUAUUACGGCCAUUUUAGAGAGAAAAGAAGAGUAAAUAUCCGCCAUAAAACUCUGAGAUUUUGAGGAUUUUGGAAGAAACAUGAAAGAAAAAAGUUCUAUGUUGUUUCCAAGAAAAAAAAAACUGGAAAUUUCUGAGUUAGAAAAGUCAAAAAUUUGCUAUAGACUGCUCAGAAAUUGAGCUUAAUCUAAAGAAAAAAAUCUAGAAAAAAGUCAAAAGUCAGUUUUUUUGACACAAAUUUUCUGAGUUUCAAGAGUUUCUUAUAUUUAACGUUUUGAAAUUUUGAGUUUCCAAAGUCAAAAAUUUUCUACUUUUUAUACAUUUUCUC